AAACGGAUAAUUCACCUUGGCGACCUCUAUUUCACAUUUCUUGCGACUUUGAAGGGUGUACGGAGUCUUAGGCAAAAUUUGUUUGUGAGUGUAAGAUAGAGAGAGAAAAAUAGGAACGCAUGUGAUGAAGAGAGAGAUAGUGAGAAAUGACAACCUUAAAAAGAAAGAUCACAUUAGUUGCAAAUAAUGUGUAGUAUUCAUUUUUGGUAGAAGUUGCAAAAAAAUAUGAAACGGAGGUAAUAUAUGUUCAUUUUUAUUAACAAUUAUUCACUAAUAUAUAUAUCUUGCUUUUGUAAUCACCUUUAAUCUAGACCUUAUCUUUUUUUUUUCUUCAUUCAAUCUAUGGGAGUAUUUUUCCUCCUAAAGUUUUGUGUAAAAAAGCGAAUGAGACUUUUAUUUAGAGACCGAGAGAGUACACAUCAUAGUCACGAAUGGCCUGCAUCAGUGAAUUCAUUAUCCAUCAGCAUCAAGAAUAACACAUUUGACUGGUUAUCAGACAAAAAUAUAAGAAAAGAAAAGGAAAGGAAAAAGAAAAGUCAAGUUAAAGAAAGUGUUGAAAUAAUUGAGCUAAAGUUUGGUGCUUUAGAUAAAAUACAUGACUGGUACUGGACUACUAGUGAUCAAGAAGAAAAGUAACAAACUCAUACUGUCAAAUAAAACAGCAUAGAAAUGGAGGGUGAAACUUCAAGGCAUGUCAUGGUACUAACAUACCCAGCACAAGGCCACAUAAACCCCCUUCUACAAUUCACCAAGCUUAUGGCCUUGAAAGGAAUCAAAGCCACCUUUGCAACCACUCGUUACACUGCCUCCGCCAUCCAAGCCCCUGGUAUAACCAUUGAGCCCAUUUCUGAUGGUUUCGAUGAAGGUGGGUUCAAGCAAGCUUCAAGUCUACAAGCCUACUUAAACUCUUUCAAAGUCAUAGGUUCAAAGUCACUUACUGAGUUGAUUCAGAAGUUCAGUAACUCCUGUUAUCCUGUUGACUGUUUAGUUUACGAUUCUUUACUGCCUUGGGCACUUGAUGUGGCUAAGGAAAUGGGAGUUUGUAAAGCUGCUUUUUUGACUAAUUCUGCUUCUGUUUGCUCCUUGUAUUGGUACCUUCAUCAUGAUCUUCUUUCUCUGCCUCUGACACCUAAUAGUUUUCCUCUGGUUUUGCCGGGACUUCCUGAUCUUCAGCCUUCUGACUUGCCUAGUUUCAUCGCGCACCCUUUGGAGUUUUCCGGGUAUCUUGGAUCAAUCAUGGAACAAUUUUCUACUCUGGAGGAAAAUGAUUGGGUUUUUAUCAAUACAUUUGCAGAACUGGAAACCGAGAUAGAAAAGGCGAUGUCAGAGAAAUGGCCAUUGAUGAUGGUUGGACCGAUGUUGCCAUCUGCAUACCUUGGACAACAAAUGGAGGACAGAGAAUAUGGAGGAAGUCUCUGGAAUCAAGCCACAGAAAACUGCUUAAGAUGGCUAGACACAAAACCCUCUAACUCAGUAAUUUACAUCUCCUUUGGAAGCAUGGCAGAGGUACCAGGAAAACAGGUAGAAGAAAUAGCCUGGGGUUUGAAAAACUUGGAAAGCCCUUUCCUUUGGGUUUUCAGGGAAUCAGAUACGAAGCUACCUCCCGAGUUUCUCUCAUCACUCAACGAUGAAAUUGGAGUAGUUGUAUCAUGGUGCAAUCAGUUAGAGGUGCUAGCCCAUCCAGCCAUAUGCUGUUUCAUCACACACUGUGGGUGGAACUCAAUGUUGGAGGGCCUGAGUCUUGGUGUGCCUAUGCUAGCGAUCCCUCAAUGGAGUGACCAGCCUAUGAAUGCGAAGAUGAUGGAGGACGUUUGGAAAGUGGGAGUGAGAGCUAAAAAGGGUAGUGAAGGCAUUGUAAGUCGGGAAGAAAUAGAGAGAAGUGUAAGGGAGGUUAUAGCAGGGUUGAGCAGCGAAGAAAUAAAGAAAAAUUCUUGUAGCUGGUGUAAGCAAGCUGCUAGGACAGUAAGCAAAGGUGGUAGUUCUGAGUCAAAUAUAGACAAGUUCUUGCAGACGCUGCAGAAAAAAAAAGCAGCACAAAGCUAUAAGUAGAGAGUAAAUAAUUAAUGUGUACUUCGAAUAUGCCAUAUUAGUUGUACAAUAUGGAUUCAUGUUUCAUCUGAAUCUACAAUAUAGAGCUUUCUUUAUGUAUACAUGAGCUACUUUCAUAAGUAUAAAAUAUACAGUGGGGUGCUUCACUGCUUUUGAC
Molecule: messenger RNA, 2206 nt
Organism: Chenopodium quinoa (quinoa)
Lineage: Eukaryota; Viridiplantae; Streptophyta; Magnoliopsida; Caryophyllales; Amaranthaceae
Product: UDP-glycosyltransferase 74B1-like
Exons: 2
Coding region: 670-2049 (459 amino acids)
Molecular function (GO): UDP-glycosyltransferase activity
Source: RefSeq, a predicted model, not a curated record